CACUUCGGGCAUUGAAUGGCUGGAUUAAGGCGUCACUUCCUGCACACAGGAUCAUCCGUGCACUCGGAUUGGCCAGCCUUCCUCCUUGGGCGGACGUCCCACCCUCUGAGUCUUCCGCUGCUGAGGUGGGGCGGUAGUGGCGAUGGCGGCUCUGACGGACGUGCAGCGGCUACAGGCCCGAGUAGAGGAGCUGGAGCGCUGGGUGUACGGGCCAAGCGGAGCGCGCGGCACGCGGAAGGUGAGAGCUCAAGUCCGGUGGUCCGUUUCUGCGGCAGGGCAAGAGCAGUCCACUGGUCCGGCACUCUGGAUGGAUGCAACGACUCCAGUCCUGUGGUCCACAGUCCAGCCUUUGAAAUAACAAAGGUGGCUGAUGGUCUGGUCAAGGUGCAGGUGGCUUUGGGGAACAUUGCCAGUAAGAGGGAGAGGGUGAAGAUUCUGUACAAAAAGAUUGAAGACCUGAUCAAAUACCUGGAUCCUGAGUACAUUGACCGCAUUGCCAUACCUGAUGCCACUAAGUUGCAAUUCAUCUUAGCAGAGGAGCAGUUUAUACUCUCCCAAGUUGCACUCCUGGAGCAGGUGGACAACCUGGUACCCAUGUUGGACAGUGCUCCCAUCAAAGCCGUUCCUGAGCAUGCCGCCCGCCUACAGCAUUUGGCUCAGAUCCACAUCCAGCAGCAGGACAAAUGUGUGGAGAUCACUGAGGAGUCCAAGGCUCUCCUGGAGGAAUACAACAAGAUUACAAUGCUUCUUUCUAAGCAGUUCGUGCAGUGGGAUGAGCUGCUUUGCCAACUAGAAGCUGCCAAGCAAGUGAAACCAGCAGAAGAAUGACAGCUGCUCCCCAUCACAGGGCUGGCCAGGGCAGCCAGGCUUCAGGGCCCUGUGCCAAACUGUCUUUAUAACAAGGCAGAGGCAGCUUUGUAUUUGAGAAAUUUAAGGACCACCUGUCUGUACUCAGGUGGGGUUCUGAGUACAGAGAUCAGGUUAUCUGGCAGUUAUGGUUUGCACACACCCCCCCCAUCAAUGUAUUUAUUCCAGUGAUAAUAAAUAAACUGUAGAGAUUACUG
Ictidomys tridecemlineatus (thirteen-lined ground squirrel) is the source of this 1064-nucleotide messenger RNA. RefSeq names its product dynactin subunit 3 (gene Dctn3). Gene Ontology annotation, biological process: cytoskeleton-dependent cytokinesis. Gene Ontology annotation, cellular component: dynactin complex. NCBI's taxonomy places the organism in Eukaryota, Metazoa, Chordata, Mammalia, Rodentia, Sciuridae. The record is from RefSeq and is a predicted model, not a curated record.